AUGGCAGGGAAGUCUGACGACCCCACCGCACAGCACGACCAACCCGAAGCUCCAGAGGUGUGCUACUCUGGUGUGCGCACCGGUUUUACACUACUGCCAUCGCAGCAGAAAACGACCAUGACCUCCGCGCUGCACUUUGUGUUUCCUCUCGGCUUCAAAUCUUCGGAAAGUUCCUCCAAAAACGGAACAGAGACAACGGCCGAGUUUAUGCAGAGGCUCAGGAGAGUGACGGGGCUGAAGAAGGAAGAUGUUUUCUGCAACCUCCGUGUUCCAGAGAAAGAGAAAGAAUUCUCCACAGAUGACAUCAGUGCAGUUGUGCUCACAGGCCGCGGCGUCUUCUGCAUCGAUGUAAAAACCUGGAGAGGAAAAGUCUGUGUCCAAAACUCAAACUGGCAAAUUCACCAGAAGGAGAAGGAGGCCAGCUUCAGCACCAGAGUGGAGCAGACGGAGGACGCACUCAGACCCGUCAAGAGGAAAUCCCAGUCCCUCUGCUCUCACCUGAAGCAGAGUGGUGUGCGUGUGCGUGAUCAGCUCUUCAUUCCUCGCCUCCUCUUCCUCAGUCCUGACCUGGAGCUGGACCAGACUCUGCGGGACCGGCCCGAGAUUGUAUCCCAGGCCCAGAUCCAGGACUUCCUCUGCUCCUUCAGGGAGGGCUACGUGAGCUGGAUCACAGACGCCCUGACGCCUGCCUGGAUCUCAGGCCACCUCUCCUACUCUACCCUGGACGGUGUGCGCUCUCUCCUCUCUCGUGCUGGGACCUGGGACAUUCUGAAGCUGCAGAGCGGAGAGACUCUGAGGGGAGACUUCCAGCUCUGUCCCUUCAUCGCCCUGGACCGCAGCCAGACCCAGAGCCUGGAGUUCAGCCGCAGGUCUCUGUGGCGGCUGCUGGGACACACGCCGCAGGUGACAGUGCAGAUGUGUCAGCGUGGUCCUGGGGGUUGGCGUGGUCAGACCCUCAGCGCCUCGGUCUCGUUCCCUGCCUCCUGCUGUGUGCUCUUCAGAGUCUGUGGAGCAGAGCAGGACUCCAGGAUCCCGGCCUCAGACGUGAGCAGCAUCUCUCUGAGCAUCUGA
Messenger RNA from Knipowitschia caucasica, 1071 nucleotides. NCBI's taxonomy places the organism in Eukaryota, Metazoa, Chordata, Actinopteri, Gobiiformes, Gobiidae. The record is from the annotation of a GenBank genome assembly.